Molecule: messenger RNA, 1560 nt
Organism: Ipomoea triloba (trilobed morning glory)
Lineage: Eukaryota; Viridiplantae; Streptophyta; Magnoliopsida; Solanales; Convolvulaceae
Product: keratin, type I cytoskeletal 9-like
Exons: 1
Coding region: 1-1560 (519 amino acids)
Source: RefSeq, a predicted model, not a curated record
AUGGAGGAUGGGGCGGAGGACCAUUCGGCGGUGCAGGAUGGAGAGGAGGACCAUUCGCAGUGUGGAGGAAGCGGUGGAGGAUCCGGCGGCGCUGGAGGAAGCGGUGGAGGAUCCGGCGGCGCUGGAGAAGCGGAGGAGGAUCCAGCGGCACUGGAGGAAACGGAGGAGGAUCCGGUGGCGUUGGAGGAAGGGAGGAUCCGGCGGCGCCAGUGGAAGCGGUGGAGGAUCCGGCGGUGGAAGCGGUGGAUCAUCCGGCGGCGCGGUGGAAGCGGAGGAUCAUCCGGCGGGCGCCGGUGGAAGCGGAGAUCAUGGCGGCGCCGGUGGAAGCGGAGGAUCAUCCGGCGCGGGAGGACAGCGAACGGCGGAUCAUCCGGCGGGCUGGAGGAAGCGGCGGAGGAUCCGGCGGCACGGAAACUUCGGGUGAGGAAGCGGAGAUCAUCCGGCGGGGCUGGAGGAAGCGGCGGAUCAUCCGGCGGCGCUGGAGGAAGCGGCGGAUCAUCCGGCGGCGCUGGAGGAAGCGGUGCAGCAUCCGGCGGCGUUGGAGGAAGUGGAAAAUCAUCCGGCGGCGCUGGAGGAAGCGGAACAUCAUCUAGCAGUGGGAAAGGAAGCGGAAAAUCAUCCGGCGGCGCAGAAGGAAGCAGAAAAUCAUCUAGCAGUGCAGAAGAAAGCAGAAAAUCAUCUAGCAGUGCAGAAGAAAGCAGAAAAUCAUCUAGCAGUGCAGAAGAAAGCAGAAAAUCAUCUAGCAGUGCAAAAGAAAGCAAAAAAUCAUCUAGCAGUGCAGAAGGAAGCGGAAAAUCAUCUAGCAGUGCAGAAGGAAGCGGAAAAUCAUCCGGCGGCGCAGAAGGAAGCGGAAAAUCAUCUAGCAGUGCAGAAGGAAGCGGAAAAUCAUCUAGCAGUGCAGAAGGAAGCAGAAAAUCAUCUAGCAGUGGGGAAGGAAGCGGAAGCGGAAAAUCAUCCGGCGACGCAGAAGGAAGCGGAAAAUCAUCCGGCGACGCAGAAGGAAGCGGAAAAUCAUCCGGCGACGCAGAAGGAAGCGGAAAAUCAUCCGGUGGCGCAGAAGGAAGCGGAAAAUCAUCCGGCGGCACAGAAGGUAGCGGAAAAUCAUCCGGCGGCUCAGAAGGAAGCGGAAAAUCAUCUGGCGGCUCAAAAGGAAGCGGAAAAUCAUCCGGGGGUGGAUCUGGUGGUGGUAAUGCAGGCGCAGGAGGAGGAGCAUCCGGUGGCAGUCAUGCCGGAGUAGGUGCAUCAGGUCAUGGUCAUGGAGGAGCAAGCGCAGGAGUAGGUGGAGGACUAUCCGCUGGUGCUGGUGCUAGUGCGGGUGUCGGUGCGGGUGCUGGUGCGGGUGCUGGUGCUGGUGCAGGAGGAGGCGGCGGAGUAAACGGUGCAGGUUCGGGAGGUGGUGGUGCUCAUGGUGGUGGUCAUGCCGGUGCUCAUGCUAGUGCUAGCGCUCAUGCGGGUUUGUCUUUCGGGGCCCAAGCUCAUGCUCAUGCUCAUGCUCACGCCAGCGCUGCAGGUGAAGGGCAUAGCCAAGCUUCAAGCCAUUCUAAUAUCGCUAAUCGUUGA